CACACACACACUCUCUCUCUCUCUCUCUCUCUCUCUCUCUCUUUCUUUCUUUCUUUCUCUCUCUCUCUCUUCCCUCUUUUUUCUUCAUUCGCGCUUUGCAUUCCCACGCACCCCCAUCGGCCGACUAAUUGUUUGACUGACUGAUUCGAUUGCCAUGGAAGCACCGAACUACGGCGCCGGCAGCAGCAGUCUGCCCCCAAGCUACGUCCAUGAGGAAAACGCCCCCCUUAUCCCCAAGAGUAACACCGAGGGCAAGUUCGCCCCCGAGGCCCGCUACAACGAUGUCUGGGCCACCGGUCUGUUUAUCCUCAACAUGGCCGCCUUCACGGGUCUGAACGUCUACUCUUUCAAGGCCUACGCCCACAACCUCUCCAACCCCUUCACAAUCCUCGACGACGGUACCCAGGUCGCCACCAACGCCUUUGCUAUCGACCACUCGCUCUCAGUCUUGGCCCUGUCCUCGAUUGCCGUCACCUUUGCCCUUGCGUUUGGCUAUUUCAUUCUCAUCCAACGCCAAACCGCCUUCCUUGUCAAGUUCUCGUUCUUCUUUAGUAUCUUCCUUACCAUUGGCCUGGGCAUCAUCCAGAUCAUGUCCGGCAGCAUCUUCUGGGGAGGACUUUGCCUGGCCACUGGCCUCGUCGUCCUCUUCUGUUACAAAUUGUGGGCCUCACGGAUGCCCUUCUCGAUUCUUCUUCUGCAGACCAUCACCUCUGUCACGCGCAAGUACCCUGGUACUCUGGCAGUCGCAUUCUCUGGUUUGUUCACUCAGAUUGCAUGGUCCUCGCUCUGGAUUUUCUCCUUGAUGAUCAACUAUUCAGUGUUCCAGCGCAUCUCCAAUUGCAGGGUCGAGGAGGUCGAGGACGGAAGAAGCAAGAUGGUCUGCGACGACAACCGUCUAUACUUGGUCAUGGUCUACCUCAACUUCGUCAUGUUCUGGAACACAGAAGUGAUCAAGAACGUUGUCCAUGUCACCAUCUCAGGAGUCUUUGGCGUCUUUUAUUUCUUUGAGGGCUCUGCUGCAGGCGCACCCUCUUCGCCCACUCUUGGAUCGGCUAAGCGUGCGCUGACAACGUCCUUUGGAAGUAUCUGUUUUGGAUCGCUCUUGAUUGCGCUCCUCCAGACUCUGCGUUACGUCUGUCAAUCGCUCAGGUCAGACUCAGACAACGGUCUGAUGGCCUUUUUGGCCAUGUGUGCGGACUGCAUCCUCUCGUGCCUCGAGGGUCUCUUUGAGAUCUUCAACAAGUUUGCAUUCACUCAGGUGGCGAUGUACGGCAAGCCAUUCGUCAAGGCUGCACACGACACUUGGGAGUUGGUCAAGGACCGCGGCGUGGAUGCGCUCGUGAACGACAACUUGGUCGGCAAUGUCCUGGGCAUGGGCACGCUCUCGGUCGCCCUUGCGAGCGGUCUCUAUGGCUACCUCUUUAUCAAGUUGGUUCAGCCCGGCUUUUAUGAUAAGGAUGACGAGACGCUGGUUGUAUUCAUUGUAGUCAUUGUCGAGAUGAUCCUUGGUGCAGUGAUGAUGUCGGUUCCCAACAACGUUAUUGAUUCUGGAGUGACAACCACCUUUGUCGCCCUAGCGGAGGAUCCUCAGACGCUCUACAGGACGAAGCCCGACCUGUACCACGCCAUUGCGGAGCACUAUCCCCAAGUGACCCGCAAUGUCCGCGGCAUUUAUGUCCAGCAUGAUUAAACAAGGAAAAUGACACGUUAGCAUACGAAAUGAACGAAUGACAGGAAGCCAUCGAAAUACAUCCUUUAUUCUUGGCUACUAUGCACGUCUCUUAGCAGCACAAUAAAAACAAAUGCAUUAAAACUC
Gamsiella multidivaricata is the source of this 1816-nucleotide messenger RNA. RefSeq names its product plasma-membrane choline transporter-domain-containing protein. Gene Ontology annotation, cellular component: plasma membrane. The transcript is spliced from 2 exons. The coding region runs from base 155 to 1690 and encodes 511 amino acids. Gene Ontology annotation, biological process: transmembrane transport. The record is from RefSeq and is a predicted model, not a curated record. NCBI's taxonomy places the organism in Eukaryota, Fungi, Mortierellomycota, Mortierellomycetes, Mortierellales, Mortierellaceae. Gene Ontology annotation, molecular function: transmembrane transporter activity.